AUGGAGAAGGUACCCGAUUUGUGUUUUCCAGGUUUAUCUGCCAUCAGGGGUCCAAAAGCAGUGAGCGGCCUGGAGCGGGGCUCGUUGACUGUGCAGUGUCGCUAUGGCCAAGGGUGGGAGACCUACAAGAAGUGGUGGUGUCGAGGAGCUGAUUGGAAUCUCUGCACGAUCCUUGUUAAAACCACUGGGUCAGAGCAGAUGGUGAAGCAGGGCCGUGUGUCGAUCAUGGACAAUCAGAGAGACCACGUGUUCACCGUGACCAUGGAGGAGCUCAGACAAGAUGAUGCGGACACUUACUGGUGUGGGAUUGAGAGAACCGGAGUGGACCUGGGGGACAAAGUUAAAGUGACCAUUGACCCAGCACCAACUACAGUGUCGGACACCCCCACCACCAACACCACGUCCACAGCACCAGUCACCCCAGAAGAGACCCAAGUCUCCCCAACUGUGACCAGCCACCCCUCCAACAGCAGGUCCCUGCUCAGCAGCGUCCACUUCCUUCUCCUGGUCUUCCUGGAGGUGCCCUUGCUCUUGAGCAUGCUCGGUGCUGUCCUCUGGGUGAACAGGCCUCAGAGAAACUCUGGGGGGAUGCAGAGUCAGCUCGGUCACGAGAACCAGUAGCUCAUCGAUGUCUUGUCCAGAAAGAAAGACCCUCAAACAGAAGAAAAAGAAGUUUUUAUCAGGAAAUGGCUGUGGUCAGCAGUGACUGUGGUUCUAGAGGC
Messenger RNA from Ceratotherium simum simum (southern white rhinoceros), 722 nucleotides. The record is from RefSeq and is a predicted model, not a curated record. Lineage: Eukaryota; Metazoa; Chordata; Mammalia; Perissodactyla; Rhinocerotidae.